GAGGGUGAAUCGCAGAGGUUCUUACCUUUUCAAAUUUAGACAGUUUAAAUAUUUAAUAGGGAUAUAUCUAAGAAAAAGCAUUUCCCAAAUGAACUGCAACCCAUAAUGUAAACAGUACCAACUCUCGAAUUAUAAUCAGCCACUUCACAUGUAUCUGGUACUUCGCAGAGUAGAGGUUAGUAGAGAUGUGAAGCAAAUCUGCGAUACACAGGAGAUUGAUUAGUGGUCAACUUGUUAUGUAGCAGAAGCUUUGCUAAGGAAGGGACCUGGUUAAAUUAUGAGCAUGAAUGAGCAGCUUUGUGUGUUAUUGUUCAGCGGUCAGGUCGAGCUGUGUCCCGUGAUAGCCAUUUCGUAUUCUAGAAUAUUUGUCCGAAGUGUAGAAGCUCUGAAUUGGAGGACGUUGUGCUAUGCGGCAGUAAAGCUCUGCAAGAGAUGUGUUGUGACAUGGUUUGUAAUUUCACCCUUCAGUGUGCAGCUUAAACACUAUGCUUUAUCAGAGAGGUCUGAAUACUUAAUGCACACGCCCAGACCAAUGGGAGGACUUGACAGAGUGAACUGAAAAGAAUGGGGCAAAAUGAAGCUCAUCAGGCGGACGAUUUUGAGAAUGAAUCUGAUGGCGAUUUAUUAGAUCUGAAGACUCUGGUUGAAAACCAGCAACAAGCCACCAUGCCAGAGUCUGGAAUGUUUCAGAGUUCGGCUGCAAAGUCAUUGAUGAUGGGAGUAAUCCUGGGGGCUGGAGUGGCAGCGGUGCUGAUUGCCACCACCAUCCUCAUUGUACACCGGCGACUACAAGAGAGAAGAAUUCAAGCUCAGGAAACCCCGAAAUACCGAUUCCGAAAACGUGACAAAGUAAUGUUCUAUGGACGCAAGAUCAUGAGGAAGGUAUGAAGGAAAUGGCCUACCUGAGAGCAGA
Messenger RNA from Chiloscyllium plagiosum (whitespotted bambooshark), 913 nucleotides. The record is from RefSeq and is a predicted model, not a curated record. Lineage: Eukaryota; Metazoa; Chordata; Chondrichthyes; Orectolobiformes; Hemiscylliidae.